Messenger RNA from Zea mays, 747 nucleotides. NCBI's taxonomy places the organism in Eukaryota, Viridiplantae, Streptophyta, Magnoliopsida, Poales, Poaceae. The record is from the annotation of a RefSeq genome assembly.
AUGCAAAAAACGACUAAUUCUAGACCAGAAGAUCUUCUCAUGUUGGAUAUCAGAAAUAAAAUGGGUGAUCUUUCGGGAGGGAGUGCCAGUAGCACCAGUUCAUCGUCUUUUUUGUCUUGCAAUUCUAGUCUACACUCUCAUAGUCCUUCUUCUUCAGAAGGAUUCAUUUCUUUUGGGACUCCCUCGUCCUCUUCCUCUGUCAAUCAACCAUCGCCAUUAGCAUCCUCUUCCUCUGUCAAUCAACCCUCGCCAUUAGCAUCCUUUUCUGUGAACCAGCCAUCCCCUUCUUCCGUGAAAGGAGUAUUCUUAACGGACAGUGGUACUCCCUCUUCCUCUUCGUCCGUAAAUCGGCCAUCCCCAAACCCGACCGAUGAAAGGGUCGUAGAAUAUCAAGGGGCUAUACGCGAGGAAAUGGCCAAAUUAAUGCCCGGCAGGGAUCACCAAGAGAUUCUAGUUGCAGCCGAACGAAUACAUGGGGGGAGUGCUAAUAUAGGAUUUCUUCGAUCACAGCUCCGGGAUUUAGUAGCAAAUGGCACUGAAAGUGAAGCCUUCAAGUACGGAAUAGCUGAGCUAGCGAAUGAGAAUUUAGCGGCAAAUUUCGCUGCGAUGCAUUUAGCGGAGAGUCCUUUGGAUCAAUUUGGCAUUCACCCUCUCGCUCUCGCUCUCGGUCUCGGUUUGUUCCUAUUUCUAGUUUUUCUUUUUCUUGCGCUGCGGGAAGUAUGGAAAAACAGGACGAGAGCAGCAUAA